UUAGUUACCAGAAAUAAUGGCUGCGUCCAGUUUGGCUAUUCUUUGUAGAAGAGUCUCAGACGUUCUGAAGGUGUCCAGGCCGUUAAUAACUCUUCAGGCCCCUACCAGCACAGGUUGCAGGAUUUCUCUUGGUUUGUUGCCUAAGAAUAUGCCAGAUGUCACAUCCCUUUACCAUUGUAGAUUACUUCAUACUACAUUAUCAAGAAAAGGACUGGAAGAAUUUUUUGAUGACCCAAAGAAUUGGGGAGAAGAAAAAGUAAAAUCUGGAGCAUCAUGGACCUGCCAGCAAUUAAGGAACAAAAGUAAUGAAGAUUUACAUAAACUUUGGUACAUCCUACUGAAAGAAAGAAACAUGCUCUUAACCCUAGAGCAGGAGGCCAAGAGGCAGAGACUGCCAAUGCCAAGUCCAGAGCGGUUAGAGAAGGUAAUAGAUUCCAUGGAUGCAUUAGAUAAAGUUGUCCAGGAGAGAGAGGAUGCUCUAAGGCUUCUUCAGACUGGUCAAGAGUACCCUAGACCUGGUGCUUGGAGAAGAAACAUCUUUGGAAGGAUCAUCUGGCACAAAUUCAAGCAGUGGCCUAUACCUUGGUACCUAAAUAAAAGAUACCGUAAGAAACGAUUCUUUGCAAUGCCUUAUGUGGAACAUUUUGUCAGACUGAGAUUUGAGAAGGAAGCCCGCAUCAGAACACGGAAGAAAAGUCUCGAGAAAAAGAAAGAAAAAUUUCUUCAGGAGAAGUUUCCACAUCUUUCUGAAGCCCAGAAGUCAAGUCUUGCCUAAGAUGUUUGAACUCUGGAAUUUACCAUUUUGUCUUUCUUACAUAAUAGUCUACAUACAAAAGUAAAUAAAUGUGUACCUAAGUGGUUUAUAAAGAAACU
Messenger RNA from Otolemur garnettii (small-eared galago), 873 nucleotides. RefSeq names its product mitochondrial ribosomal protein L47 (gene MRPL47). The record is from RefSeq and is a predicted model, not a curated record. Gene Ontology annotation, biological process: mitochondrial translation. Bases 17 to 775 code for a protein of 252 amino acids. NCBI's taxonomy places the organism in Eukaryota, Metazoa, Chordata, Mammalia, Primates, Galagidae. Gene Ontology annotation, cellular component: mitochondrial large ribosomal subunit; mitochondrial ribosome. Gene Ontology annotation, molecular function: structural constituent of ribosome. The transcript is spliced from 7 exons.